CCGAAAGACGCCAUUGUCGCCACAAUUAUUGCCGCUCUUGUAGAAAAAGUUGCAAAAAGUAUUUUCUCGCAAAAUUUUAUAUAUUUAGCAUAUUUAUUGCUUCUGUGUCCUUCCAAUUCUUCUUGUGUUGUGUAUUUCGGUGAUAGAUGGUGAUAACAUGUAUGGAUUAAUGGUAUUAUGAUUGUGUUAGUUAGAUAUAUGAUACAGUGAAAAGUUUAUAUUAUAGAAGUGACUUACCUGAGAACGAUUUUGAUACAUAACCAGCAUUGCGUAUAUUGAAUACGCUGACACAACACUAUCUUAUUGGUUAUGUAUGGUCAGCGCUAAAAUGGGUAUAUGAGCCAGUGAGUUACGGUUUUUUUUUCAAUUUUUAUUUGCUGAAUGUCUGCUAAAAGAAGUAGGAAGUCCGGUAUGUUAUAUCGCAGCCGCGAUAAAAUAUUAAAACUCAUGCGGGAACAAGCGGAGUGUGAUGAACCUUUUCCUGACGAACUUCAUGAUAUCAGUAGCUUGAAUGGUGAAAAUGAUGUGCAACAAAUGGACAAUACCAUAUUUGAAGAUAUGGACCCUACACAUUCAUCCAACAUAGAAGAUGGCGAAAUAAACCAUUUUGAUGAAAUCAUCGAGGACGAAUCGGAAAUGCUAUUCCAGACAAAUGAUGAUUUCAUUCAUGAAAACAUGUCCGAAGAAGAUUGUAUUCGUUUUUGGGCCCUUUCGACGAAUCAAUCAUACCGGUCAAUAAAAAUGGUAUUGGAAAUAUUGAAAUCAAAAUACAACGCCAAUGUUCCAAAAAGCGCCAGAACAUUGCUAAAAACUAGACGAAGCAAUGAAGGAAUCAUGGAUAUACCAGGCGGCAAGUACUGGUACAAUGGCAUUCGUAACUGUAUUUCCAAGUAUUUCAGCAAAUGUGCACCUGUGAUGUCCACUCUAACAUUAAAUGUUUCCAUUGAUGGGGAACCUGUUCAUAACAGUGGUAAAACUCAGCUAUGGCCAAUAUUCAUCAAUUUGUUUUAAAUGCCUGAUGUGCCGCCGAUGUGUGUUGCUAUAUUUUGUGGCGAAAGCAAACCUACACAAUUAGAGGAUUAUUUAAGACCUUUGGUUGAGGAUUUGAAGGAUGUCCUGGUUAACGGCAUAGAAAUACAAAAUGCGCAAAUUUCCAUUCAAUUGAGAGCAAUUAUAGCUGAUUCCCCGGCACGCUCCUUUAUAAAAGCUGUAAUUGCUUGUCACGCUAAGGAAGGAUGCCUCAAAUGUUGUUGCAUGGGUAUACACAGUGCAGAAGCACAUACCAUUGUGUUUCCUAAUCUUCGUAGUAAACCUCGUACCCACGAUUCAUUUGAAAAACAAGAAAUAAAAGGCCAUCACAAAGGAACUACACCACUAUUAGAAAUUCCUUAUAUAGAUAUCGUGCGGGACAUUAUUGUGAGCGAUCUACUACACCUUUUGUUUUUAGGAGUGUUUCGCAGAUUGCUUCGUGGUUGGAAGGAAGGCAAGUUAUCGCGAAUUAUAAAAUGGUACGAUGAAGAAUGCGGAAUAAUUUCUUCAUUUUUAAAGUCUAUAAAGCUUCCACGUGAGAUACAUAGGCAAAUUAGACCAAUCGAAUAACCGGCCACAUUACAAAGGGUCAGAAAUAAGUUCGUUUUUUACUAUGCAAGUAUAGUUUUACUAAAAAAGUGCUUCCAGCUAAUGCCUAUAAUAAUUUUCUGAUACUAUUUUGCGCAAUUACUUUACUAUCUUCCUCUGUGUAUAAAAAUAACUGGAAAGUUGCUGGUACAAUGUUAACGAAUUUUGUUGGAGGUGUAAGAGAACUUUAUGGUGUUAAAGCUUUAGUGAGUAACUUUCAUAACCUAUUACAUAUCUACGAAGAAAUUAACCAUUUCGGUCCUCUAAUUACCCUUUUAUCGUUCCCAUUUGAAAGUCGAUUGGGAUACUUAAAAUAUCUUUUGCGUGGUGGUUCUUAACACAUAGAACAAGUUGUUAAUAGAAUCCUAGAGCUACAAGAUUUUGUGUUUUAUAAAAAUGAGAACGUAGAACUUUACCCUGCUUUAAAGAAACGAAAAACUUCAUGUGAUAAAGACUUGCAUGUAAGAUCGGAUUUUGUAUUACAAAAUGACGAUCACAAUGGAUGCUUUUUGAUUAAAGAUAACAAAAUUGUUAGAUUCAGGGGAGCUGUGGCGAAUGAUGAAGAUAGCUAUGCAGCAUCAGGGGAAGUUUUGAAAAUUAAACACGAUUUCUUUGAACGUCCUUUUAAAUCUUCGCACAUAAACAUAUAUGUAGGAAACACUAAUGAUUUAGAAUUUGAAAACAUUGUAUAUAGUUGCGAUCGAAUGAAAUGUAAAUUGAUAGCAUUAGGUACUGGUAAGAAAGGUGAAUUCGGUUUUAUUCCAUUAAAUCAUACAUUGGUUGGCUAAAAUAAAUUAUAGCCAAUAUGCAUUACACAUGUUAUACACGUAUCACAAUGUAAUAUUAUAUUUUUUUAUUUUACUUUUAGUAAAAACGUGUGAUGUGCUUUUCCUCUUUCCGGUGAUCUUUGACCGCGCUUUGGCGCUUUUCAAAUUGCUUUUUAAAAAGUCGUGCACAUCAGGAACAGUGGAUGUCGUUGUGCCAAUAAAUCGAAAUAGUUCAAUAAUUUUUUCAAACUUUUUAAACUCCACUUUGCUUUCCGGAAAUCCUAUUCCACUCCAACUGCACUUAGGGAGGAAAUUCUUAUCGAAAAUUUUAUCCAAAGCUUUUAUCAUGCGAUUUUUACUGCCAGUGUUAGUUAUAGAGCUUUGCAACCAUUCUUGUAUUUUUGUCUUCUCCUCGUCUUUCAAGAAAUUCCAUACGUUUUUCUUGGCUUGCUAACAUUUUGAAGAUCUUGUUAUGAUCCUCGACCAUUUUAUUUUUUAAGUCUACCACACACUCAAUGAGUUUCUCAAUAUUUUUAUUAGAUGUUGGAGCUGAAAAUGAUGUGGACUCAAAGUUUUCUUCCUCUUCGUCGGGCGCCCACUCUGAAUAUUUCAUAUCGUCUGGAUGACAUACAAUUUCGAUUUUUUCAGGAUCUGUUAAUUGUUGCUGAGCACUUUUUGCAGACGAAGAAUCUUCAUACAAUCGUUUGGUCAGUUGUUUAGUACGUUGAAUUGCAUCUUCAAACGUAGAAAAACCUGUCUGUAAGACGGUGCAACGUUUUAUUUCAAAUUGGCUGGGUGGUUCAUGAUGUUGUGCCCUGGUUAGAUAUUUUUCUAUCGGAAAAUUUCGUAUUGC
Messenger RNA from Anopheles coluzzii, 3237 nucleotides. RefSeq lists its product as uncharacterized. NCBI's taxonomy places the organism in Eukaryota, Metazoa, Arthropoda, Insecta, Diptera, Culicidae. Bases 382 to 1011 code for a protein of 209 amino acids. The transcript has 4 exons. The record is from RefSeq and is a predicted model, not a curated record.